GAUUGUUCCCAUAGAAACGUAACUCGCGAUCGAAUCGCGUCCGCGCGUACCUUUCCUUUGAUACGGACGUAUGUGUAGGUAACCGGGCAAACCUUGUACGGUGUGGCGGGCCUACCGCAGUCUCAAAUAUUGACACGACCCACGAUGAACCCAGGCAUCGUCCUCUGAUGUCCCGGUGUCUCGAACCCAGCCGAAAGUUCGCGCCGGAAGUCGUUACGCUCCGGAAGAUCGAACGCUCGCCGCUGAUCGGGGCUAGAAAACAGCAUGUAGGUAAAACUAGACGAGCCGUCGGAGGCUGGAUGAUGUAGGCUAUUCAUUUUCGUUUCUGCCGUAUCCUUUUCGUUCCACCAUGUCGUUAUUGACCCAGUGAUAUUUCCUUUUCUUUUCGUGCACAAUCGCGGCGCGCGCAAAGAAUGAUCGGACGUACGUCGUUAGUGGAACAAAAGAGGAUACAAUGGGCGAGAGAAAGAGAAGAAAUGGCGCGACUCAGCGGGAGUUGGGGAUUUUUGAAAAGUAACGGCAAUAUCCGCACCAACGUUCGCUAUCCGGCCGGCGCAAGAAUGUCCUUGGCGGAAACGAAGGACAGGCAAUCGUCCUCGAAACCUUUCCGUGCCAGCGGCCAUUACGGAAGCACCGCCAGCCUGAAGAGUCUCGCGAUCGAGAGCUCCGGAAACGGUAUCACGAGCCUAAAGUGUCUCGACUGCAAUGGUGGUAGCUUGAUAAAUCUCAACGAGGAACCGGAUGCGUCGCAAAUCAGGCACAGAAGCCCGAGCCUACCGCCGAUUUACAGCAAGGACCAGCAACAAUAUCUCUCUCAGAAUCAACAACGAGACUUCGGCGGCGAGGGAUUGCGUUAUCGGUCAGGAAAGCUUCAACAACACGACCAUCGGGCCUACGAUCGUUACGAGAAUCCCGAAAAAACUCAUUGCGGCUUGCAGAGCGAGGACCGCGAGGGAGAGACUUCCGGUUACGCCAGCGACUCUGUCGACGUGCCCGUAUCGACCACCGGAACAUUGUUACCGGACUGCAAGCGGCCAGGUGGAGAGAUGAUCGAGAAAACUUGGCAGAAUCCUUACUGCACCACACCCGAGAGUUCGUUGCCACCAUCGAGGAGAUUAUCUGAUGGCAGAAUUGGCGAACUUAACAGGCCAAGGUGGGGCAGUGUCUGGGGUCAGGAAACCACGCGAGGAGAUCCACCCCCGCCUUCUUGGCUUUCGAGAUUAGGACACUCGAGUCAGGUAUUGGUGAUCAAUCAUGAAAGCGCAAGCAGUUCGGACAGUUCGACGGUAGGCACGACCGGGUCUGAGACCAGCAAAACCUAUCUUCGUGGCCAAAACAUCCCUGUGGACGCAGCCAUCCUCCAGGAAAGGGAGGCGAAGAGACAGAAGGCUUUGGAGUUGCAGAACGCGAUUAAAAAGCAACUGGAAGAGAAGGAUCGACAGAGGAAGGAAGAGAAAGAGAGGCGACUGAGAGAAGAACGCUUGGAAGAGGAGCGAAUCAGGCUCGAAAGAGAAAAAGAGCAGAAAAGAUUCGAGGAAGAGCAGAGGAGAUUGAAAGAGAAGGAAGCGGCGAAGUUCAGACAAGCGGAAGCGAUGCGCGAGGUGCUAGAGGCUGCAGAACGUCUGGCCAAGGAGCAAAAGAAGAAUCGUCGCAAACGCGAAGAAACAGACGAAGACACUGCCAUUAGUUCUUCCAGAAACUUCGACUCGAAUAGUUCGAACGCAAGCCAGUUGGAUCAAGACUGUGUAAGCGAAAGGACUCGCCAGAAUUCGAGUCCUAGCAGCGAUGCUCAAGAUACGAAGAAGGACAGGGACACGUCGAGCGAGAAGGAAACAGCGGGGAGCAAUGACGAUCAGAAGCCGCGGAAUGUUUCGGAGAGAACUUCGAGCACGAACGACGUCAAAUCGGUUCAAGUUCCUAUUAGCAAAGAAGUGGCGAUAGUGUUGAGCGGUAGACUAGAGGACUCGGAACUGUUGAACAAGGCCAAUCUGCAAUUGGUGAAUCUGGUGUUGACACCGUCGCCCAGGAAACUGGAGAACAGCUCGAGCAAUCUGCUCAUGGGCUUGAACAGUUUCGUGCACGGUAUUGGAACCUCCAGGAUUCCGUCAACGAUCGUAGAGAAUAGACUGCUGACCCCUAGCAAAUACAGAGUGACGAACGGUCGAGAUUUUGGCACGCAGACCGACGUCGAGAACGAUCUCCAAGAUUCUCGCGAGGAUCUGCAGGACAUGACUAUGAAGAAUGUUACAAUGAAGGACCGCAAGAACGCGACGAAUGCUAGUAAAAGGGACAUUGAAAAGUCCACAAGCGAAGGUCCUGUUAAAAGUCAUUCUCGAUCAAAAUCUCAGCCUAGAACUUCUAUUAACUCUAGGCCGCAGUGGAAUGCUAAUAGACCAGGAACUCGAUAUCGAACUCAGAGUGAGAAGGAUCCCCAUUAUCAACGACGGUUACGGAUGAGGAGACGCCAAGUUGAAUCGAGCGACGAAAGAUCUAGGUCACCGUCACCGGACAGAAGGAAACUAAUAAACACGAAAUUGAAAACACGAUCUCUAAACAGGCAAAAAGUGAAGCCGGACAGCUACGACGCGGACCUUUCGAUGGACAGUUUGAACUCCAUCAUACCUCUACGAACCGAUAAAAAUGGACGGAUAACUAUCGAGGACAACAGAUUAGAGCGAAACGAUAAGGUUCGCUCGAUGAACGAUCGCGUUAACGAGACUGAUAAUGCCAGACAAUCGGACAAUGAGAAUUCCAAUGUCUGGUGCGGACAAGAAAUUCUGUCGAAGUUGUCCACUUUGAAAAAUGGACUAUUGAUGAAACAAAUCGAAUGGAAUUCCGAGAGAUGCUUGGUUUCUCCCGCAGCGUCCGAAAUCUUUUAACGAUAAUCAGAAAAACC
Megalopta genalis is the source of this 2896-nucleotide messenger RNA. NCBI's taxonomy places the organism in Eukaryota, Metazoa, Arthropoda, Insecta, Hymenoptera, Halictidae. The record is from RefSeq and is a predicted model, not a curated record.